Messenger RNA from Phytophthora nicotianae INRA-310, 961 nucleotides. RefSeq lists its product as hypothetical. The transcript has a single exon. NCBI's taxonomy places the organism in Eukaryota, Oomycota, Peronosporomycetes, Peronosporales, Peronosporaceae. Bases 89 to 727 code for a protein of 212 amino acids. The record is from RefSeq and is a predicted model, not a curated record. Gene Ontology annotation, molecular function: acetyltransferase activity.
GGAAUAUCCACCCCGAGCGAAUCUUACGAAGACGUAUCAUUUCUGAUUCCCUCUAUAUACACAGUUGGCAACAAAUCUGCCGACAACAAUGGAAGACAACAAGAGAGCGAUGGAGGAGGUACCUCUUGUUGAUCCAACGGAUAAACAAGUCGAGUCAACCAUGAUGGAGACUGAGAGAGCUAAGAUGCUGCGUGGUGAGCUCUACAACCCGAUGCAUCCAGAUCUACUCAAGGAGCGACAGGAGACCCGCAAGCUGGUCAACAAAUACAACAAGCUCGGAAGCGCCGAGUCCCCGGAAGCCCAGGAGAUUCUCACGAAGAUGCUAGGGGCAAAGGGUCGCGACUGCCUUGUCGACAUACCCUUCCGCUGCGACUGUGGUUCUAACACCCGCCUUGGGGACAACGUGUACAUGAACUCCAACUGCGUCCUGCUCGACGAGGGUGAGAUCACUAUUGGUAACCGAGUCAUGCUCGCUCCAAAUGUACAGCUCUACACGGCCACACACCCGCUGGGACCUAAAACACGAGCUACAGGGUACGAGCGGACGAAGCCAAUCACAAUCGAAGACGACGUUUGGAUCGGGGGCAGCGUGGUGGUUGUGCCUGGGGUGACGAUCGGUCGUGGUGCUGUUAUUGGGGCUGGCAGUGUGGUGACCAAGAAUGUACCUCCCAUGUGCGUGUACGCUGGCAAUCCAGCGAAAUUUAUCAAGAAGAUCGAAGAAGAGUAGGGCGAUUGACGAUAUCCACUCUCGAGAAAGGAUCUAUUUGCCUCUCAACUGCUGCAUCAAGCUAUAUUCCGCUUCGCUCUCCCGAAUAGCAUUCGUUACAGUCGUGCCUUCUUUGUACCCCUUCGCAAUUAUCAGCUCCGUGAUUCUUACUUCGAAGUAGUUACAGAAUUCGCUGACAGAAAUGAGAAGCUAGUGUGUGAAUGAAAAUGGGAGUUUUACCUUGCAUAACUUAAA